AUGGCAGUUGUGUUCUUUGGUGGAGAUGUGCAGGACUUUCCUGAGAACAUGGAAAAUCAUAGAGAUAACAAGAAUUAUGUGAAAUGGAACCUGGAAAGUACUGCUGUGUUGCUUCAUACUUAUUUUCCUGAUAGUCAUGUUGUAGUAGUGAGACCAUCAAGAUUGACUGCUCCUAAACUUGCAACAUUCAUGGAAUUUGUCUCAUCAGAAAUGGAUCAAAACAGGAUGGAGUUUAAGACAUUUAGUUGUUAUGACAACUUUGUACCUUGCAACAACUGUGGAGCCCCAGAUCAUACACCUACUCACUAUGCAUUACAACACCUGGAGCGGCUGCUGCAGGGUAUCUCACAGCGUCUUCGCACUAUGCCUGCUUCUGAAUUGCUUCCUCCAGCGACAAAUGAGCCAUCACCACCUACAGAGGAAGCUGUCACUGAUGGGGAUGGCUUGCAGACACAAGAGGAGGAUGAUGAAGAUAUGACCCCAUUAUGGUGGAGAGAAGGUCUCAACUUGGAUAAAGCUCACCUUGUGCUUAUAGGGUUUAGUAAAGGUUGUGUGGUCUUGAACCAGUUUAUCUAUGAAUUCCAUUAUCUCAAGACCCUGACCCCAGAUGAUGAUACAAUGAUGAGACUUGUGUCAAGAAUACAGGAUAUGUAUUGGUUGGAUGGUGGGCAUGCAGGUGGCAAAAACACAUGGAUCACUUCCAGAAGUCUUCUAGAGACUCUUACACGUUUAGGAAUUGGUAUUCACAUCCAUGUGACUCCAUAUCAAGUACAUGAUGAGCGCCGCCCAUGGAUUCGCAAGGAGGAAAAAGCAUUUGGUGACUUGCUAAGAAGGUUAGGAGCCCCUGUCCACAGAACCUUGCAUUUUGAAAAUCAAGUUGCAAGUCUGUACACACAUUUUGAGGUGCUUAAUGCCUUUCGGCAGGCUGCCAAGUGAGUUAUUUCUUUCUAAGUACUAAAAUGUGAUGAGAGGAAAUUAUCCCCGCAACGUCCGUAACAACGUGGCUUACCUUACCAAAUGGUAAGUUUCCAUUAGUUCACAGAUCUUCAAAAGUGAGUUCAAGAUACAAUGUAUAGUAUGAUUGAAUGAUCAGGUUUUCCUGGUUGCACUCGUAUUGUACCUAUAUACUGUGAU
Molecule: messenger RNA, 1134 nt
Organism: Zootermopsis nevadensis
Lineage: Eukaryota; Metazoa; Arthropoda; Insecta; Blattodea; Termopsidae
Product: mitochondrial protein C2orf69 homolog
Cellular component (GO): mitochondrion
Source: RefSeq, a predicted model, not a curated record